UCUCUCUUUUAUUUCUGCUGAACUGUACGUCGCAGGUUCGAGUCCAGCAGGGGUUUUAAAUUUUUUUCAGAUUACCUUCUACUAAAACUGUAUUUUUUGACAAAAUAAAGUAAAUUUGAAAAUUUUCAAAUUCAAAAUAUUUUUGUACAUAACCUACACUUUUCAUCUACAUCAAAUUUCUUUGGUGUAGCAUACCUCCUUAAUUCAGGUAGUAAUUUUAAAUUUGUAAAAGACAUACUUAAGAGUAAGGAGUUUGAAAAUGGUUUAUCGUCCACAUGAUCCAAAUGACCUCCGAGUACAUAUAUGAAGCAUCAUGGAUUAUGUGAGUGGGUGGCUCAUGGGCCUUUUGUUCCAGUUUCUGUUUCAAAGUUCCUGUUUUGCAUGCAUGUUAAGAAUUUUUCUCUUAAAUUUCAGGUGCAUUUCUUUUUAACUAACUCCAUAUUGACUUGCCAGAUCCGACGAGAAUGAGAUAUCUAUAUCCUAUCCAAGUGGAAAGCGGACAGCGCUGGUAAUGAAUGAUGCUCACAAGAAAAUGUGUAAAGCUAUUUUCAAGUCGGACAAUGUUGAAAAAACUGUGCUUGAUGUGCUUGCCUCCUCAAACCCUGAUGAUGUGGUUAUGGCAGCUACCAAGAUUGUUCAGGCAGAAACCAAAGCAAUUUGCAAAAGAAAUUCAGGCUCCCUGUUACUGAAGAAGGAUCAUGACAGUAUGAUGACCUUUACAUGGAACAAAUUUCAUAAGGAUUUGGAAGUGCGUGCUCCUAACCUGUUGAGGGUAAUCAGUGCAGUUGUCAGUGAUGUUCCAGUGGCACCAUCAGAGAAAAAGUUUAUGAAUAUCUUGCACACAAUUGCAACAGGAUGUCAUGGCCGUAGCCAAGAAAUGUCUGGGCUGCACUAUUGUAUUGCUUUUUUGCUUGUUCAUGGUGGAUGCACUCAAAGGGAUAUUCAAAGACUUGCUAAAAUUGGACUUUGUGUAAGCCCUGGAUCUGUGCACAACAAGUUGGCAUCCUGGAUUGACAAACUGGAUGAAGAUGUUAUUCAGUUGAAGAAAGAUUGGUCAGAAGGAGGAAAUGUGAAGUAUCAGUUGGUCGGAGACAACUGGGACAAAAACAUUCUCCCAGCUUUCAGGACAUCACAACAGAAAACUUUGUCAUUACACCUGUUCAAUGUUGUUGUGGUUGUGGAUAGGAUAAUUCCAACUGCCAGAGGUGUGGAAAAUAGUGAUGAACUGAAAACUGACAUUAAAUUGGAGACAUUCAUACCAUCCAUUGAGGAACAAACUAUUCUGAUGGAUGAACUUGUCUUCCACUUUGCUACUUCAGUGAUCAAGGGAGUUCCUCAGAUGAAAGCAGAAUUUGCCAAUAUUUAUCCUGCUCAUCUGACUCAUCCAUACAGUGCACAAGCAGGUGAAAAAACAAAACAGUAUCCAUUAGGAUUAUUCGAUACAAAUGAGACAAAGACAGCCGAUAUGAUUCAGCUACUUCGGGAUUUGCAGUCCAAAUAUGUUCCAUUACAAGAUGAUCACAUAGUGGAAUCAGUGUUUUUUGGUGGUGACAGACUAACAGAUGAACGUGUACAAUGUGCACAGCAGUCAGUUCUCAAUGGAGAGACAGCAGAGUCCAGACUUGAAGGAUUUAUCUCUAAAAUUGAAGACUUUCAUCGUCUAAUGAAUUUCUUGGAGGCUAUCUGCAGGCUCACCUACAGCACAGAUUCUGGAGGAGACAGAGGAACUGCAUGCUAUUUUAGAAAUCUAUUGGAUGCCAGGAAUGUCAAAGGAGAUGUGAAAAAUGCGUAUCGCCCAUACAAACUUCUGUAUUACACAAUUUUAGAUGCUAUGUGCAUUGUUCUGUUUUUCAAGAAAUUCAACAGAAAUGCUGAUGAGGAAAUUCCAUUGCCUAUUGACUUUGAAAAGUUUUCAUCAAAUGACAAGAUCUCUUGGUUAAAUGGAAUCAGUCGUGAAAUUUUACAGGAGUAUUUUUUUGAAUCACAAAAUGACAUCAUGCAUGAUCUCCGAGAAAUCAUAACUGACAUUAGCCAUCCAGAAAACUAUUACCUAUCCAAUCUUGAGAAUGACAGAGUCCAGUAUCACUUUUGUCCCAAAUCAUAUGCAUAUGUUGGGUCCCUGAAAGCACAUGAAGAGAAGGUGCAUGGUGCCAAAACCCCAAUAUCGAAACCUUCAAAUGAAAAAGUGAAAGACGAAUUGGGAGAUCAUUGUCGACUUUUAUUCAAACUUGCAUUACUGCACAAGAACUUGGAUUCAGCAGUUGAUAUGGCCGAUGGACACCGUAGUGUACGAUCAGCGAAAUAUGAACUUCCAAUUUAUGUUAAAACGAACAAAACUAAGUAUGCUAUUGGAUCUAUCCACCUUGUUUCUUUAACAGAGGGUGUUCUGAAUGGGGAGCAGAAGGAACGGUUAAUUGCUAAUAGAUGUGUUAAUUUACAAGGGGGAAAGAAUAACAACAUGGCCCUUGACGAAUAUGUGGAGCUACUCAACAGAGAUAGCAAAGUUGUUUGUUCAGGUUUCCAAACAAAAGAAAGCAUUCUGCGACAUUCCAAGGAGUUUCCUCAUAUUGUCAACUUUGUAAAACACUUUGAUUCUGUUUGUAAUGUUACAACAAGAAAAGGAUUUCAUCACCUCCCAUCUUAUGCUGAAGAUGUUCAGAAAAUUGUAACUCAAUUGUUUGAUAUUGAUGCAUUUACAUUUGUGGAAGGUCGAAAGCUAAAAUGCAAAUCUCUGUGUACAAACAAAAACAUUUUCAAUGAUUGUUUUAAAGGGUUUGCCACUCUUGUCCAUAGACACAAGCCUCUGGUUGCUUUUCACCGUCUUGGAAACAAGCACAUAUAGGUUUCAUUUCCAUACACUUUUUAAGUGACAGUAUAUUGUAUAUAUGGUUGUAAUGAUUUAUUUAUUUAUGACAUACUAUAUUGUUGAUACCAGUACUUUGAUUGUAGAUUACAUUGUGAUAUUACUGUUCCUCAACAUCAAUUUUAUAACUAGUCAGUUAAGGGAAUACAGUAAUCUCGUAAAAUGAAACUAUCGUACAUGUUUUGACUUGGUCAUAAGUCAUAUUUUAAAGCUGAAGAGAAUUGUUCUUUCAACAUAACAGUUAUUGAAAUACAGCUGUAACAAUUAACAGUAGUAAAAGUCAAUGCAUAUUUAAUAUUUGUUUUUAUUGAUAAAAUGUUUAAUUAUGAUGGUUUAAUCACCUGAACAAUUCAAGUGAACUUUCAUAGAUUUCUAACAUCUUCAGAGAUGAGGAUAACAAAGGUUGUGCACAUUAACAAGAGUUAGAGUUCAUUUACAAAUAAAACUCAAGGGGAUAUUCUACAUCAUCAUAAUGGCUGACUUCCUAUUAAAACAUGAAUGAAAAUAUGAAUAUCAGCAAAACUAUUCUAUGGAUUUCAAAUAUUGUCUAGCCAAGUAGCUCAGUAGGUUAGCACAUGGACUGCUAAACUGUAGAUCACAAGUUUGAGUGCUCCUAACUUGUUGAGGUUCAUAUAUAUAUACAU
Ostrea edulis (European flat oyster) is the source of this 3507-nucleotide messenger RNA. RefSeq lists its product as uncharacterized. The record is from RefSeq and is a predicted model, not a curated record. Bases 512 to 2842 code for a protein of 776 amino acids. Lineage: Eukaryota; Metazoa; Mollusca; Bivalvia; Ostreida; Ostreidae. The transcript is spliced from 7 exons.